Messenger RNA from Anopheles aquasalis, 2311 nucleotides. RefSeq lists its product as uncharacterized. The record is from RefSeq and is a predicted model, not a curated record. Lineage: Eukaryota; Metazoa; Arthropoda; Insecta; Diptera; Culicidae. Gene Ontology annotation, molecular function: DNA binding.
ACUUUUCAGUAAAAGAAAGUAGAAAAUUUUAAAAUAUAUUCAAAUAUCUACACUCCUCGCCGUGAAUAUCCAGCUCGUUGAGUACAACCCUGCGAUGUCAAGCUGACGGGCACGUUUGUUUAUUCCGCGAAAAAGCGAAGCAAGCUGCCGAAUCCAAUCGAUUCGACCCAUAAUGGACACUGUAUCGGACGAUAGCAACGGAGCAUCCCGUCGGAAAAGCAACCACCCGUACACGCGCGACGACUUGAAGACGGCGGUAACCAAGAUAGUGGAAACCGGCAUGUCGAUCCGCCGGGCGGCAUUCGAGAGCAAUAUUCCCAGAACAACACUGUCCACGUACCUGCGAUCGGCCAGCUACGCCAAGGCUAGUAAGCUGCUGCCCCACGAAGAGCAGGCGCUGUACCAGGCGAUGACGGACUGCUGCAAGCGAGGAUUCCCGAUUCGUAGGCGUCUCGUACAGACGGCGGCCGAAGCAUUGAUGCAGAAGUCGAGCUCUGCCCAGCAACGUAUGCACCCGUUCCAGGAAAACGAGUUUGGGCGCCGCUGCUUCCUCAAGUUUGCCCGCCGGUGGCUAUCGGUCGAUCAGGAAAAGGAUCGCAAGUACCUGGGACACAUCGCCGGCGACUGGUUCCUGCACAUCGAACUGUAUCUUAAAGAGGCCAAUCUGGUUGACGUUUUGAAGCAACCGCGGAGAGUGUUCCUGUGCGAUGAGUUACGCUUUCGCGAGCGCGUUGAAAUGCCGGAGAGUGUGCGAGGUUUGUUGAAGCCGAUGACGAUGCUGUACACGUUUACGGCGGCCGGGGAGCAUUUGUCGCCGUUGCUGGUGUAUCCCUUUCAGCGGGACAUCCCGGCCGACAUUGUACAGGCCGCACCGAAGAACUGUGCCAUCGUAGCGCACGAGCAGGGUCUGGUUACGCCAAAAACGUUCACCGCCUACCUGGAUAAGGUGGUGGAUAAGUACGUGGCAGCGAACGGUAUCGAGAAGCCCAUUCUGUUGUUCGUGGAUGAAUCGAAGAUAGAGCUUACGCUUCAUCUGCACAACUCCUGCAAACGAUUGGGCAUCGUGCUGCUCGGCAUCAGUGGGUCGCAGGUGUGCAAACCGACGUUCAACGUGUUUAACGACAUUUGCGCCGGUUGGGUAAAAGAGGUGCCACGCUUCCAGACCGAAACGGGACGCCCAUUCACACUGGCCGAUUGUGCUGGGCUCAUGCAGACGGUUAACCAGCGAUACAUCAAAGCGGAAGUGGUAGUAAAAGACUUUGGCACCAGCCAUCUGUGUCCAUGGAAGAGGCCCACGUUCGAGCCGUCGGAACGACCGGCAGCUGGUAGCGCGGUUGCGCACAGUAGUAAUACCACUGAUGACGAUUGGGCCAAUGAGGACGAAGGGGAUGACGAUGAGAUGGAUUUGGAGAUUGAACAUUUCCUGGAGAAUGUUGACGGUUGGUCAGAUGAUGAGUACUACGAAUCGGAGGCCGGCGGUGAAGGUGCCACACUGGAUGAUCACGAUUUUGUCGACGGAGACAAUGAUGAGUAUGUGGGCGAUGAGCAGGAGACCCCAAGGGUCACAGAUUGGCAUUCGAUGAACCGAUCAGCAAAAGAUGAGCAAACGUCCAAAGAAACUACGGCGCCAAUUGUGCCGAUCAAAGUCACCAUAGAAAAUACGGUCGAUGCGGUGGAGAAAAAGGAUGAACACCGCCAACAUCCCAUGAAUCACAAUGAGGCUGCUAAUGCAGGCGAGGAACAACAGCAGGCGAACAAUAAUACAGACGACGAAGCAGAUGGCCCGCCGGACGAUAUUGAUAUCAGUAUUAACUUCAUCGAUUUCAAACGUGCCAUUGGCAGUGAGCUAACGGAGCGGUUCGAACGGAAGCUCGAAAGUGAGAAGGGGGUAGAGCUGGCGAACCAUGCCGAGAAUGUCCUGUUCGACAUUUAUCGCCAAUUCCGGUGCGAUAUUGUAACCGACAGCGACGACGAUUAUGAUAUAGUGGAGAUCGGAGACGAUUGAUACAAGUCGCUCGCGAGCAAGGAAGAGGCUCGUAAUUAGCAACAAUGGCCACUACCUUAUCGCUUUUAUCGUUACAUUCCAGUGUCAUGUCACCAUUAACGGUCCUUUUCCAUUUUUUCCUAAAUCUAUUGAUCAAUUCCUAGCGUAUAGUGAACCGUAGUGAAGCACAAAACCAAAAAAAAACCAUUGCCCCUAUUUAUUUUGUUUAUUUUAACUAUGCCCAUUGAAUUUCAUUUAUGGAAAUCGGGAUAAAAUUGUCAUGCGUUUUAUGUAUUUAACGAAUAAAAAUAGCGUGUUUCUUUUGGA